Zeugodacus cucurbitae (melon fly) is the source of this 1853-nucleotide messenger RNA. Its product is annotated as dnaJ homolog subfamily B member 12. Gene Ontology annotation, cellular component: endoplasmic reticulum membrane. NCBI's taxonomy places the organism in Eukaryota, Metazoa, Arthropoda, Insecta, Diptera, Tephritidae. The record is from RefSeq and is a predicted model, not a curated record. The transcript is spliced from 6 exons. Bases 393 to 1505 code for a protein of 370 amino acids. Gene Ontology annotation, biological process: cellular response to misfolded protein. Gene Ontology annotation, molecular function: Hsp70 protein binding.
CCCUGUAAUAUAUUGAAAGAGAAGAUGGACAAAAGAAAAUGUUAAAACUGAUGUGGAGGUAAAAGAAAAUUUUUGUAGACACUGUCAAGGGGAUCUAGAAAAAGGAAAAUUUUUACAGGUAUAAAGAUAAGAAAGAAAAGUAAAGACGAAUUAGCUAACACAAUUUUACUGAAAAUAGAUAAAAUAAACGUGCGAGUGGGUUUUUAGGAUUGUUUGAAGACUUCAAUCCGAGCCCUUUGAUCGCUCGCAGAACUUCGUUGCAUCUCGGUUAUCAAUUAAAGCACUCGUCAUUUACGGGGUGCUGCGUAUAAAAAUUACUAAUAUUAAACAAUAAUUGAAAGUUAAGUGAUUAACACCAAAUAAAGACAGGUGUACUAAAGUCAGGUGCAAAAAUGGAUGGCAAUAAAGAUGAAGCGCAUCGCUGCAUUGAUAUAGCGGUGCAAUCCUUUGUCGAGGGUAAAAUGGAAAAGGCAGAAAAGUUUUUGAUGAAAGCGGAAAAACUAUUCCCUACUGAACGUGCAAAAGAGCUCUUAGCUAAAGUGAAGGCUGGUACCACCAAUGGAGGAACCAAAACUAGCAAUGGUGGAAACGUAAAUGGCUCAGCGCAUCGUGAAAGUGCAUCUUAUGGCGAUGGUCCACGUAAACGUAAGAACUCUGACUCACGUAAUGUGGAGCCUGAAUAUACGAAAGAGCAAUUAGAGGCCGUGCGCAAAGUUAAAGGUUGCCGCGAUUAUUAUGAAAUCCUUAGUGUUACCAAAGAAGCAACGGAUUCCCAAAUCAAAAAGUCAUAUAAAAAGUUAGCUUUACAACUGCAUCCCGAUAAAAAUAAGGCACCUGGUGCUUCAGAUGCCUUCAAAGCAGUUGGAAAUGCUGCAGCUAUUCUCACAGACGCCGAGAAACGUAAACAAUACGACUUGUAUGGCAUUAAUGAAACACACACUAGUGGACACGGUGUACGCAGGGACAACUACGAAUAUGCAUAUGCGCGCGGUUUCCAAGCAGAGGUUAGCCCGGAAGAUCUAUUCAAUAUGUUCUUUGGUGGUGGUUUCGCUCAACAAAAUGUUUAUAUGCGACAACAGCGACGUAGACAACAGCAUCGCGAUGAUGGCGAAAAUCAAUCGAACUCUUCGGCGCUUAUCAACUUUUUGCCUAUACUGUUAUUGAUCGGCUUAUCGAUGGUAUCCUCAUUUUUCAUAUCGGACCCAAUUUAUAGUUUGUCGCCAUCACACAAAUACGCUGUGAAACGUGAGACAAAUCGUCUGAAAGUGCCGUACUAUGUGAAAAACAAUUUCCAUGCUGAAUAUCAAGGAUCUGUUGGGCGCUUGGAAGAGUCCGUCGAGGAGGACUUUAUAGAUCACCUAAAGUAUUCUUGUAGUCGUGAACGAAAUUACCGUGAUUCUAUGUUGGCCAAGGCACGCUCAUUUGGCGAUCGUGAUCUUUUCCGCAAAGCUCAAAAUAUUAAUAUGCCCUCAUGUGACAACCUACAGAACUAUUUAAAUACGUAGUUUCUUUUAAAUGCUUAAACGGUGUUUCGACUUUGUUAUUAUUUUUAUUUCGUUAUUUAAACAUUUAAAAAAUUUGACCAACAAUACAAAGCACGUACGCUCAUAAAACAGAAUAAUUAACAAAAAAUAAUCCACGAAAAUAACGAUGAAAUAAUACUUACAAAGAAAUAUGUAACACAAUUUGAACAACUUUUAAGCUAAUAUUGCGGUAUUUUGGUUUUCAUAUCCAUAUAUAGGUAUUAAAUCUACAUGCAUACAUAUAUAUAGUAUAAUAAAAGUAUAAAAGCGCUACUGUAUAUAAAGUGGCAAAUGAAAUUGAUUUAAAAAUAAAUGCGGUAGUACAGAAAA